AUGGCUCGCUGCUCUGGCUGCUCCCAACGCUUUGACCUCCUUGUUGAGGGUACUCGCUGUGGUCGUUGCACCAAGCGCGCUCCACGGCCUAACGUUGAGGAGUGGGGGAUGUGCAACAAAUGCGGGGAGGUCUUUGAGUUCAUGGACCAAAAUGUAUGUUUUGAUUGCUCGAAGUAUACCGCAGGUAAUGGGGUACAACAGGCGAGUCGUGAAGCUAUUGCGAAUCCGGUCAACGUCAGAACACAUACAAAUUCUGGCGGUGGAACUAGUGCCCAAUUCCAGGGCGCUGGAAACCAGCAGCUGCAAGAAGAAGCUCUCAGAAUCAUGUCCAGCAUGAGUCAUUCGUACACAGAUGCUCAUGCUCGGACCUCGGGGACUAGAUUUCAAGGUCGUAUCGCUCCAUCAAAGCUCAAGUUAAAGACAGCUGCCGAACUUGGUAUACCCAGGCCUGUAAAAAGGCUGAACCUUAAGAUUGUGAAGCUCUUCGAUUUCAGACAGGGGAAGUAUCUUCCCGGUGCUCCUUUCCAUGCCGAUAAUACAGAGUACCCGGACGACACACCUAUGGCGACUGUUCUUGAAGAUAUCCGAACAAAGGUGGAUAAUGCGUACAAGAAGGACCGAGAUUAUCGGGUCUAUGAUAUAAACGAGUUCACAAUGCUAUGGGCUUCUGCAAGGGUCGCAGUAGACCCAUCCCUCUGCACAGGGACGCUUCGUGACCUAUGGCGUGCCUGCUCUGCAAACUCGCUCCUUGUCUCACCUGCCGACGUUAAAAAGAGCCUCAUCGAAUGGGCUGUUGCUGUGAACUAUGAUGAGGCUCGCAAUGAUACUGACGAUGAUGACACUGUUCCCGAGUUUCAAGGUGUCGGCGCCGCCGCACUUCAAGCUAACACGUCCAAGGGCGCUUCAGCCAAACGAAUGCGGACAAUCAUACCUUCCGGAAGGAACGCCUAUGUCACGAGGCUGGGUGUUGCUCAGUCUACGGGCAUUGUACACAUCGUUUUGAAAGGAUACUGGACCUGGGUUGAAGACAGUGCUGUCUGGGUAGAGGAACAGGAACCCUUCAAAGUCGUGGUUGAUAAGGAGUCCUUCGCCUCGGGAGUGACGAAGAAGGCCGUCAAGAUGUACAUUGACAAGAAAAAGUACGCUGCAAAGUACUUUUAUGACAUCGACGGCAGUGGUGCUGUCUCGCAUAAGGAUAACCUUGUGCAUCUGAAAGAUGAACUUCUCCGUGGCCACAUCCUUGAGGUGGCAGCAGAGAAAUUUGUGAAGUCCGCGCGCCAUGCAAAGAUAUCGACGUAUGAUAUCCGGGGCCCGGCCGAGAGCUUCAUUCUCACUGUUGUCGAAGGGCCCUCGAAAGGACGUGCUUGGCUCGUUGACCCACUCUUUGAGAACGCUGUUAUGCGCAAGUUCUCAGGCACAGACCUGGCAGGUGCUAACAGCGAUUUGGCUGGGAGGACCUGUGACGCCUUUGCCCAUUUCUCCCUUGAUGACUCUGACGGUUCAGUCGUCUUUGUCGAUAUCCAAGGCAUUGACUCUUCAACGCUUCCCAUUACCUCGGGGAUACCACUUAAUGUCGCGCAUUCUGUCACACUUUUCGAUGUGAUGAUCCAUAGCUCGGACGGAGUAUAUGGUCUGGGAGAUCAAGGAUGGACUGGUAUUAGGGAUUUCGUUACCCAGCACAAGUGUAACACAAUCUGCGCAAAGCUCGGGCUACGCGAUGUUCGAGAACUUUGGGAUGAGUAUCACGCUGACGAGCACCCUGCCCUCGAAGACAAGAACAAUAAGCCCAACGCCGAUACCACAUACGACCUGGAUGAUGUAGACCGGCUUGAGAUGGAGAAUGACCCGGAUGCAGACUUAGACCAAGAUGGAGUCGGUGACGACAGGACUACGGCGGGAGAUAAUUGA
This is a messenger RNA of Coprinopsis cinerea okayama7#130, 1908 nucleotides long. Its product is annotated as atypical/Alpha protein kinase. Gene Ontology annotation, biological process: protein phosphorylation. Gene Ontology annotation, molecular function: ATP binding; protein serine/threonine kinase activity. The transcript is spliced from 11 exons. The record is from RefSeq and is a predicted model, not a curated record. NCBI's taxonomy places the organism in Eukaryota, Fungi, Basidiomycota, Agaricomycetes, Agaricales, Psathyrellaceae. Bases 1 to 1908 code for a protein of 635 amino acids.